Diachasmimorpha longicaudata is the source of this 2937-nucleotide messenger RNA. Its product is annotated as facilitated trehalose transporter Tret1-like. The transcript is spliced from 2 exons. The coding region runs from base 269 to 1750 and encodes 493 amino acids. The record is from RefSeq and is a predicted model, not a curated record. Gene Ontology annotation, biological process: transmembrane transport. Gene Ontology annotation, cellular component: membrane. Lineage: Eukaryota; Metazoa; Arthropoda; Insecta; Hymenoptera; Braconidae. Gene Ontology annotation, molecular function: transmembrane transporter activity.
CCGAUAAACGAGUUCAAACGAUUGAGUAUAAAAUCUACUCGCCCAGCGUCUUUGACUUCUAAUAGGAAUCAUCCACUGUCUCGGGCUCUGGUCGAUCGUUUCGAUACUUACGAAUCGAUCUUCAUCGUGCCAGCCUAGUGUCUUAUCCAUUUCGAAAACUUUCUUCGUUAUUGUGAGUGAAAAAUUUCUCAAUUUUAGUUUCCUAGUUGUCAGUGUAUGUUCAAUAAAUUAUUAUUCUUUAGUCUUAUGGUAUGAAGAAAACGAUAGAAUGGAGAUACAUAACAAGAAAGACACGAAGCAGUGGCCACAGUAUCUCGCAGCUAUAACUGGUACAAUAUCCCUGGCGAUAACUGGUUCGCACAUCGGUUGGACAUCUCCGAGUCUUCCCUAUCUAAAAUCUAAUGCCUCAUCAAUUCCCCUGAGCUCAGAUGACGCCUCCUGGAUUGCCUCCUUUUAUCUCCUAGGCACAAUCCCAGGAAGUUUGAUCGCAGCCCUUAUCGUAGAUCGAUAUGGCCGUAAGGCUAGUCUUUUGCUAUCAGGCUUGCCCCUGCUAACCGGCUGGAUUCUAAUAAUCGUCGCUCGGAAGCCUUACAUUCUCUAUGCAUCUCGAUUCAUCAGUGGCGUUGGCCAGGGGGUGGUCUACGUCGUUUGUCCUAUGUACAUCGGAGAAAUAGCAGACAAGAACAUACGCGGCACCCUGGGUUCAUUCAUCAAGCUGAUGGUAACCUUCGGAGAACUUUACGCUCACGCCAUCGGUCCAUUUGUACGCUACGAAUAUCUUGCCUAUUCUUGCGCUGUUAUCCCCCUCCUCUUUUUCGUAACCUUUGCCUUUAUGCCGGAAUCCCCGUAUUAUCUCAUGAUGAAGAAUGACCGAGCGGGAGCUGCUAGGAAUCUCCAACAACUGAAGCAGUACAGUGAUUCUCCAGAGAAUAAUGAAGCCCUCGAGGAGAAUCUCGAUCAAAUCGCCAAGACAGUCAUCAGGGACAUGACCAACAGGGGACACUUGUGGGAUCUCUUCGACACCAAAGGCAAUCGAAGGGCUGUAAUCAUCAGUUUUGGACUUCAGAUUGUCCUUCAGUUCUCUGGACUGGCCGCUAUAGAAUCCUACACUCAGGAGAUCAUCGGUGAGAGCGACUCGGGAUUGUCACCAGGAAUCGUGGUGAUAAUUCUGAGUGUAGUUCAAUUGAUCGCCGGCAUCGGUGCUGCUCUUCUCGUCGAUAGACUUGGCAGAAGACCUCUUCUCCUCAUCACCACUUUUUUCUCCGGAGUCUCCUUAACAAUCGCCGGCAUGUUCUACUUCUUCAAAUUCUUUCUGAAGAUGGACAAGGAAUUGAGGGACAUUGGAUGGGUUUUGGACGUUUCAGUUAUAUGUUACGAGUUGAGUGUUGCUUUGGGCUUGAGCCCUUUGUCAUACAUGAUGCUUGGAGAAUUAUUUCCGACUAAUGUCAAAGGCAUUGCUGUAUCACUAGCAUCACUCUGGGCUUCCUUACUGGCAUUCAUAGUUUCGAAGAUGCAUCAAGUGAUUACCGAUAAUUGGGGGAUUUACACUUCUCUGGGAGGAUUUGGUGCUUCUUGCUUUGUCGGGAUUAUUUUUAUAUUCUUCUGGGUUCCGGAGACAAAGGGUAAGUCGUUGUUUGAGAUUCAAGAGGAGCUCAAUUGCUCCAAAACAGAGAGGAACAAGAGGAGAGAGAAGGCGGCUACUAUUGAAGACGGGGUCUUCACUGACAUGCAUGUCAGCAAUGUUUUCUGAGGUUUUUUUUAUCGAUUUCCAAUUUAUUGCACGAUGGCGUAAAUUUUUUUCAUUGAAAAUGAGUUUAUUAAUGUUUUCGGCAGAUUAAAUUAGCCCCUCUUUCUCUAUUAUUUAUAAGGCGAUAAUGCUAGAGUAAAGUUUUUGAAUUUCUGCAUUCUUUUUUUUCGCAGAAUUUUUAAGAAGAUCAUUCAAUAUCGUUCCUUGAACUUUUAAAAUUUUUUCACUCCAUUGAUUUUAUUUAGUUGGUUUUUUCAAUGAAAAAAAUUGAUGCUAAAACACAGUUAUGACGACUGAGCUUUCUCCAAAUGGAUCAAUUAUUCCCCCUUUACAUAAUCAAAAAAAAAACAUGAGCGAAGUAUCGUUAGUUGAAUCGUAAAAGUAACCAUUUCAAGAUUCUACAAUUAGCGUUUUUUUUCUGCGUACGUGCAUACUAUUAAUGACGUUGUUGAUACUACUCAAUUACCGAGUUGUAAAUCCGGAAAAAUAUAGCGACCGUGAAACGGUAUUAGACCAUUUGAGAUUGAAUAACUAGAGCAGUUGUACGUAUUUAGAAAAACGUGGUUUAUUACUCUAAUUAAUCAAUCUAAUAGAAUAAUCGAUAACGGCCACUACCAUGUUACCAACAGCUUACAUUGUGUGCAGAGCAAUUCCGCAUGACCAUCUUCUCAUCCCUUUAAGGCAGGGUGUAAGAAUAUUGAGACUGAUAAUUUGUAAUUAGUCGUUAAGUUAUUUAUUUAUCAUCGAUAACAUCUAUAAUUUUUUUAAUGGAAUUAUCGACGAUUAUAUCAAGAUCUUUUUUGUUCCCUUUGAGGCAGGGUCCAACAAAACGACUGAAACACAUGUUACUUAACAAUUCUCUUCUAGUAGUUUGAGAAUUACGUGGUCCGCCCCUUUCGCACGGAAUUUGAAUUUCAUUGCAAUAGCUCGUAGGUUUUAGAUUAUUGAUAUUAUUAUUAUUAUUAUUAUUAUUGGCGAGCAAUCUUGCAUGACUAUCCCUUUGAAGCAGGGUGAGACAAUUAUAAAAUAAACUGAGUAUCUAUGUGCAGAUGUUUUCGUGUAGUAUAUUGCUGAGAGUUUGCCAAAUUAUAACUAUUGUUCAUGGAUUUAGUUCACUUGUACUUUGCAUGUGCCUAAAUGUGUAUUAUUGAUUGAAAUAUGAAAAAUAAAUUGUUAAUGUCAGCAUGAAA